Messenger RNA from Aspergillus tubingensis, 1656 nucleotides. RefSeq names its product metallophosphoesterase family protein. NCBI's taxonomy places the organism in Eukaryota, Fungi, Ascomycota, Eurotiomycetes, Eurotiales, Aspergillaceae. The transcript is spliced from 3 exons. Gene Ontology annotation, molecular function: phosphoprotein phosphatase activity. Gene Ontology annotation, cellular component: cytoplasm. Bases 1 to 1656 code for a protein of 551 amino acids. The record is from RefSeq and is a predicted model, not a curated record.
AUGACACGCCGACUUGUUCGAGCGGGCGUGCAGCUCGCGAUUUUCGCAUCUUUCAUCGCCCUUCUCGUCGUGACCUUGGACAACAGGUUCCGUGUCCUUCCUGCCUCCAUCCACGGCCAUCUUCCAUCCCACUAUGCUGGCUUCGCCAUCACCGAUGUCACCGUUGUGACUUGUUCUUCCAUCAACGUUUUCUCAAACUGUCAACCUAGCCAGGAGUCCUGGUCCCAGGUCGAGAAAGACCUCUACCUUCGCACCGGCUGGACCUCAAGCGCAUUUGUUCGAUUUGAGCGAAAGAAAGAGGAAGAACUGCUUCCUACAGACAAGGUUGUUAUUGACCUUAAGAUUAGCCGACUUGUUCCCGAGUAUUCGGAGGAUCCUGAGGCCCAGGCAGAGACAUGGGAGCAAAGACCCGGUGGUAUCUGGCUCAAGCGAACCGCUAAGCGCCACGCGAGUGACUCUGGAAAAGCAAUCACCGCUAUCGAUGUCCUCUUUGGUGCCGAUGCAGUCGAUCCGCGAAUUGGCUGGGAAGUCAGGGAUACUCCAUUGCUACUGGAUAGCCGUACGGAGGAACUGGAAACUCGAAUCAGCGUCCGUCGGGGAGAUCCUCCCAAAACGAAGAAACCGGUGCCCAGGAUAAACGAGAAUGGGCGCUUCAAGAUCAUGCAGCUGGCUGACUUGCAUCUGAGCACCGGCCUAGGGGCUUGCCGUGAACCCGUCCCGGCUGAACCCGUUCCAGGGCAGAAGUGUGAAGCCGAUCCUCGGACGCUAGAGUUCGUGGAAAGGCUUCUAGACGAAGAGCAGCCUGAUUUUGUUGUAUUAAGUGGCGACCAGGUUAAUGGUGAGACGUCGAGGGAUGCUCAGAGUGCUCUUUUCAAGUCCGUUAAACUCCUUGUUGAUCGCAAGAUACCCUACGCGGCCAUUUUCGGCAACCAUGAUGAUGAGGGUAACCUGAAGCGACCGGAGCUUAUGACUAUCUUGGAGGAUUUGCCGUACUCUUUAUCUACUGCGGGCCCCGAGGAAAUCGACGGAGUCGGAAACUAUUAUGUCGAGAUUCUUGGCCGCGGAAGCACCACCCACUCAGCGCUAACCCUUUACCUUUUGGACUCACACUCGUACUCUCCUGAUGAGCGGAAUUAUCGCGGGUAUGACUGGAUCAAGCCGAGUCAGAUUCGGUGGUUUAAGAACACGGCCCAAGGGCUGAAGACCAAGCACCAUGAAUACACCCACAUGCACAUGAACAUGGCUUUCAUUCACAUUCCAUUGCCGGAGUAUCGUGAUCCCAAUAACUACUACCGGGGUAACUGGACAGAAGCUCCAACAGCGCCGGGCUUUAACUCGGGCUUCAAGGAUGCCCUCGAGGAAGAGGGUAUCCUGUUCGUGAGCUGCGGACAUGACCAUGUCAAUGACUACUGCAUGCUCAAUCGAGAUAACGAGGAAAAGCCGUCCCUGUGGAUGUGCUAUGGAGGAGGCGCUGGUUUCGGCGGGUACGGAGGAUACGGGGGUUAUGUGCGCCGCGUGCGGUUCUAUGAUUUUGACAUGAACCCUGGCCGUGUGGUGACAUACAAGCGGCUGGAGUAUGGCGAGACGGAAGCCAAAAUUGAUGAGAUGAUGAUUAUCGACGGUGGCAUUGUCAAAGGGCCCGAACAAGAAAAGUGA